Molecule: messenger RNA, 2261 nt
Organism: Chiloscyllium plagiosum (whitespotted bambooshark)
Lineage: Eukaryota; Metazoa; Chordata; Chondrichthyes; Orectolobiformes; Hemiscylliidae
Product: TNF receptor-associated factor 2-like
Biological process (GO): regulation of apoptotic process; regulation of canonical NF-kappaB signal transduction; signal transduction
Cellular component (GO): plasma membrane signaling receptor complex; cytoplasmic side of plasma membrane
Molecular function (GO): tumor necrosis factor receptor binding; zinc ion binding
Source: RefSeq, a predicted model, not a curated record
UGCUAUAACCUGGUGUUGUGUGAUUUUUAACUUUGUAGACCCCAGUCUAACACGGGCAUCUCCAAAGCAUGUAUAUUUUGACGGCAGAGAUCCAUGGAUUCUCGCCAAGCAAGGGACAGGAAGCUGCAUGUGCGCCUGAUUCCGGAUUAAUCAGGUCAACUAUGAGCUCACUAAAUGGCGGAGCAGGUAUUACGAAGUUUAAACGCCACCAGCUGCCCAAGUCAGCUUUGUAGCUGCAGUCCCCCAGCUGGGACUUUCUGGGACCACGAAUCCGGUCGCACUACCGCGAAACCACUGAGUUCCCCGAGACAGGGUGGCCUUGGAGAAGGAGAGGGGGAGAGAGAGCAGGGUUGAAAGUUCCAGACAGUGGAUCGCACGCAACGCAGGGAGGAGUUCCCGGUAAUUUGACCAGAGUUUGAACGAGGGGGAGAGGAGGGAGCCGAAGGCGCACUGAGAGAGAUUGCUAUUCCCGGUGGAUGGGGAGGCAGACAGUGGGCGGAAAGGGGAGAGGGGCGUGACGCGGAGGGAAUCCCGGUGUCUCAGCGUUCCGAAACUGACGGGGAUGGGGCGGGGCCUCUGACGUCACAGAAUGGGGGGGACGGCUGACGCAGAGGGAAUCCCCGGAAAGCUUAAAAGACUUGUCUGUCGCCAGAGUUACGACAGCAGUCCCACAGUGGGGAAUUGCAGCCAAGCUCUUGACCUGUCUCCUUCUCCUGAGGAGGGCAAUAGGGAUGGUAGCCCUGGUCUCCGGGAUCACCCCGGUCGAUUCGGCCGGCAGAUCCUGUCUCCUGUGCUCGGUCUGCCGCUUUCUGCUCAUCAAACCCAAACAGACCGAGUGUGGACACCGAUAUUGCACAGCCUGCCUGGAGAACUUGUUCAAAACAGAUAAUGAGGCAGAUUGCCAUGUUUGUCAGCAGAAGGUCUUCCGUUCUAAGGUCUAUCACGACAGAGCCGCCGAAAAUGAUGCUUAUGCCACAAAGAUUCAAUGUACAGCUUACCGGGAUGGUUGCGACUGGACAGGAACACUGCGAAACUACCUGCGCACACACCGAGCCCAGUGCGAUUUCCACGUAGUCCCGUGCUCUAAUGUCACGUUCGGCUGUGAGACCGUGGGCCCCAGGAAGAAGAUGCUAGCACACGAAACGCAGGAGUGCGAGUGGAGGAUGGAACUGUGUCCCCGGUGUGAGACCUUCUGCACUCACAAGCUGCUGGAGGAUCACAUCACGAUGUGUACCAAAUGGAAGGAGACUUGUCCAGUCUGUGGCAAGACAGAUUUAACAAAGGCUGAGUUGGAGGAACACUGUGACCCUGAUCAUGGCACCUGUCCUGAUGCCCAGGUCUCCUGCCCCUUUAAGGACAUUGGCUGCCUGGAGAAUCCUCGGAGGCGGGACGUGGACGACCACCUGCGGGCCGGGCAGCCGGAGCACCUCCUGCUGAUGCUGAAGAGGAGAGGCGGGCCGCCGCUCGAGGGGGGCGCAUCGGCUCCAGCCUCGGGGGAGCUGAGCGCCCUGGGGCGGAAGGCGGACGCCCUGAGCCGCGAGCUGGAGAGGUACGCCCACCUGGUGGAGGUGCUGCAGCGGCGCUGCCUGCAUUCGGAGCAGCUGGUGGCGGGCCUGCAGCGCCGGGUGCGGGCGCUGGAGGGAGCCCGCGAGCAGCCCGCCAGCACCAAUGGAGUGCUCCUCUGGAAGAUCCGGGACUUUGCCUCCCGCCUGGCGGCGGCCAGGGCCGAGCGGGUGACGUCAUUCUACUCUCCCGCCUUCCAAACGCACCCUUUCGGCUACCGCCUGUGCUGCCGCCUCUACCCGAACGGCGAUGGCAACGGCCGGGGCAGCCACCUCUCCCUCUUCCUGGCCGUGGUGCGCGGCGACUACGACGACGUGCUGCCCUGGCCGUUCCGCCAGCGGGUCACCUUUCUGCUGCUGGACCAGGCGCAGCAGAAGCACCACCUGCGGGAGUCCUUCGCGCCGGACGCGCUGAGCGGCUCCUUCCACAAGCCGCAGAGCCGCAUGAACGUGGCGAGCGGCUGCCCCACCUUCGCCCGCCACGAGAUGCUGCACCGGGAUCGCAGCCCUUACCUGCGGGACGACACCCUCUACAUCAAGGUGGUGGUGGACACGGCGGGGCUGGUGCCCUGAGGGUUGCUCACCUCUCUCCACCAACCGUCCCCAUCACCACCAGGGGACUGUCACUCUCCACCUUCCUUCCCACCCACCCUAAUCCCACCACCGCCAUUAGGGGGACUGUCACUCUCCACCUUCCUU